AAGUAAUGAGGAGCUGAAUGGAAACCACCAAGACAAUGGGAAAAAUGUCUCCAGGGCAUUUCAGAGACCUUCACACAGCCCCUCUCAUAACAGGCUUGGGGGUCUAGGAGGGAAAAAUGGUUUCCUGAGCCAGGGACAGGCCCAGGGCCCUGCAGCUCUGUGCAGCUUCGGGACAUUGUGCCCUGUACCCCAGCCACUCCACCUCUUGACCAUGACUAAAAGGGGCCAAGGUAUAGCUCAGGCUGUUGCUUCAGAGGGUGCAAGCCCCAAGCCUUGGUGGCUUUCAUAUGGCGUUGUGCCUGUGGGCGUGCCGAGGACAAGAAUUGAGCUUUGGGAACCUCUGCCUCAAUUUCAGAGGAUGUAUGGAAACACCUGGAUGUCCAGGCAGAACUCUGCUGCAUGGGAGGAGCCUACAUGGAGAACCUGUACUAUGGCAAGGCAUAGGGGAAAUGUGGGGUUGGAGUCCCCACACAGAGUCCCCACUGGGGCACUACCUAGUGCAUCUGUGAAAAGAGGACCACUGUCCUCCAGACCCUUGAAAUGCAGAUCCACUGACAGCUUGCAUCGUGCACCUGGAAAUGCAGGCACUCAAGGCCAGCCCAUGAAAGCAGCUGCAGGGGCUGCACCCUGCAAAGCCACAGGAGUGGAGCUGCCCAAGUACUUGAAAGACCACCCCUUCCUUGCAUCAUCAUGCAUUGGAUAUGAGACAUGGAGUCAAAGGAGAUCAUUUCAGAGCUUUAACAUUUAAUGACUGCCCCACUGGGUUUUGGACUUGCAUGGGGCCUAUAGCCCCUUUUAUUGGUCCAUUUCUCCCAUUUGUAAUAGGAGAACUUACCUAAUUCUUGUACUUUUAUUGUAUCUUGGAAGUAACUUACUUGCUUUUGAUUUUAUGUGCUCAUAGGUGGAAAGGGACUUGCCUUGUCUCAGGCGAGACUUUGGACUUAGACUUUUGUGUUAAUGCUGGAAUGAGUUUAGACUUUGGGGGGCUGUUGGAAGGCAUGAUUGUAUUCUGAAAUGUGAGAAAGACAUGAGAUUUGGGAGGAACCAGAGGUGGAAAUGAUAUGGUUUGGCUCUGUGUCCCCACCUAAAUUUCAUCUCUAAUUGUAAUCCUCCUGUGUUGAGGGAAGGUCCUGGUGGGUGGUGAUUAGAUCAUAGGGCAGUUUCCCCUAUGCUGUUCUCAUGAUAAUGAGUGAGUUCUCAAGAUCUGAUGGUUUAAAAGUGUUUGGCAGAUCCCCACCACCACCACCACCUCUUCUACUGCCUUGUAAAGAAGGUACUUGCUUGCUUUUUACCUUCCACCAUGAUAGUAAGUUUCCUGAGGCCUCCCCAGCCUUUUUUCUUUAUAAAUUACCCAGUCUCAAGUAGUUCUUUAUAGCAGUGUGAAAAUGGACAAAUACAAAAUUCAUUAAAAUACCUCCAAAUUUAAUAUGGAAUUAUGUUUACAUUUAAGUUAUCAAUAUCAAAAGCUCUAUCAGUUUUCAAUAAAUAUAACUGGGAAUG
Molecule: messenger RNA, 1500 nt
Organism: Nomascus leucogenys (northern white-cheeked gibbon)
Lineage: Eukaryota; Metazoa; Chordata; Mammalia; Primates; Hylobatidae
Exons: 1
Coding region: 212-748 (178 amino acids)
Source: RefSeq, a predicted model, not a curated record